CCCGCGCGCGAAAGUCCGCGCGUGCAUCUGUACGUGUGCGUGCGUGUGUGUGCGUGCGUGUGUGUGUGUGUGUGUGUGCAUUCAUGUGCGAAUGUCUCUCUCUCAGACUACCAUAACCUCGACAGUCGUGUUUGCUGUUGCUACCUGCCUCAAACUCUUACUGAUACCAUCAUAUCACUCUACAGACUUUGAAGUGCACAGAAAUUGGUUGGCACUGACACAUUCGUUGCCACCUUCUGAAUGGUACUAUGAGGAAACAUCAAAGUGGACACUGGACUACCCUCCUUUCUUUGCAUGGUUUGAGUGGGUGUUGUCUUGGCUUGCUGCUGUGGCAGAUCCAAACAUAGUGAAAAUUGACAACCUUGAUUAUGGAGCUCCAUCUUGCGUCCUUUUCCAGAGAAUAUCUGUGAUAAUGAGCGACUUAGUACUGCUUUAUGCAGUAAUUCAGUAAGCAAAUUGACUCAGAAAUAAGAAUCAGGCUCUUCUUCCUCUUUGCACACUUAAGUAGUGUGCAUAUGAGGGUAAGCGUUUAGGCUGAAGUAUGUGUGAAAGGGGUUCAUCUAUGCACUAAACGGUCGUGCUUCAAAAUCAUAUUCUCUAGGUACUGUAAAUGGAAGAAAUUUGAUGGGGACCUGCAAUCUUUUGUAAUAUCAGCACUGGUGCUACUGAACACUGGGUUGCUUUUGGUAGAUCGUAUCCUGCCCUGCAAAAAAUUGUCAUAACAGUAGCAUACAAGAUACAUACCUUAACUCUGGAUGUCAGAUAUUCACUUCCAAUACAAUGGGUUUCUCUAUGGCAUCUUACUAUUGUCUAUUGUGAAGAUGUUGCAGCAAAAGCAUGUACAGGCAGCUGGACUGUUUGCAUUGCUCCUCAAUCUAAAGCACAUCUACAUUUACGUGGCUCCAGCUUUCUUCGUUUAUCUUCUCAAGCACCACUGCUUUUCAUCAACUACCAGUGGUUCGACUCGGCGUUUUUUACAUGUCAAAUUUAUUGAGCUUGCAGCAGUUGUUGUGUGUAUAUUUACAUUGAGCUUUGGACCGUUCAUUUAUUACGGUCAGUUAUCACAAGUACUAUCCCGGCUUUUUCCUUUCAAGCGUGGCUUAUGUCAUGCCUACUGGGCUCCCAACUUCUGGACUUUGUACAGUGCAUUGGAUAUACUCUUAGCAACCAUUGGUUUUUCACCGGGGGAGGGUGGUAGUAUGACAUCAGGUAUUGUUGGUGAAAUGAAACUUCAAGUUCUACCUUCCAUCCCACCUGUUCUAACUUUGAUACUCACUGCAACUGCUACAAUGCCCUCUUUGAUGAAACUAUGGAAGAAACACAACACGUGUGGUUUAGACUUUCUUCAUUGUCUUAUUUUGUGUGGAUAUGCUUCAUUCAUGUUUGGAUGGCAUGUUCAUGAAAAAGCCAUAAUGAUGGUAACAAUGCCGAUGUGUUUAUUAGCAAUGGAAGAUGGUAGGCUUUGGAGAAUAUUCACCAUUUUAUCAACAGCUGCGCAUAUUUCACUUUUCCCUUUACUCUUCAACACUGCAGAAAAAUUAAUCAAAGUCUUCCUUUUUGUGCCGUACAUCAUGAUGGCCCUUACUUCCUCUACGCUGCUAAAAGGGAACCAUCUUCUGCAGUGGGAGCUGAAAUCACUAGAUGUUGUUUAUACAGCCGGCUGUGUUCUGGUUCAGAUAUACUGUCUAUUCAUUCAUGGAGUGGGAGGAUAUCUGAGCUAUCUUGAAUUCUUACCACUGUUAUUCACAUCAGUUACAUGUGCAUUAGGGGUAACAUGGACGUGGUUUCUCACCAUAACACUUUAUUUAGCAACAUGAAACUCUGUCAAACAAUAAUGUGAUGUAUGCAGCAUAAUUAAGCAGUCAUGUCACAUUAGGCACAUUCAAAUUCCCGAUAUCGUUGUUGAAGUCUGACUUUAGAAAGGUUUUUGCCAGCUGAGUUAUAAUUUUCGUAAGCAACCUCAGCAGCAGGCAAGCAUUUACAUCCAAAUUCAUGACAUACUUCAGGUCUCCAGAACAGCAUUAAUAAUUGGUCACCCUUCACAAUGGAGAGACGUUUUAAACCACACACUCUUUUUUCGAGUAAAGAGGGCGGCUUGCAAACACGAAGACCCUUGAAUGCAGUGAAGUAUAAUGCAGUAUUUCUGCUUGAAAGCUGUAGUGGAGGAGCGUGUGCUGCAAGAAGUAAUGCAAAAAAUAGCAAAACUACCGUUUUGCAGCACCACAUCGUAGACGCUUAUCGACUGCUUUCCAGGCUGGCUC
Geodia barretti is the source of this 2261-nucleotide messenger RNA. The record is from the annotation of a GenBank genome assembly. NCBI's taxonomy places the organism in Eukaryota, Metazoa, Porifera, Demospongiae, Tetractinellida, Geodiidae.